AUGAACACCCCAACCAAUUUAGGCGACUUGGUGAUCGCCACACCCUCUUCGUUGGCAGCACGGAAGUCGUGUGCAGCCGAGGUCGGCACCACAGCUACUUCACGCAGCCGCGCACUUGUUGUGCAGCACAAAAAGGAGACGGCAAAGGCUACAGUGAAGGAGGUGGACGUCUUGCAUCGGGGUCUCAAGCGGCUGGAGACACGCAUGCAUGAGCUGGAGUCACGUGUCCAGUAUGUUAACCCAUGGGUGGUACAAUACAUGUGGGAGUUGCUAUGCGAAUUGCGAGACAGGAUUGGUAUGAAUUAUAGUCACCAGCGUGAAAAGGCGUGGAUUACGGGGUUGCGCCGUCGCCGAGAAAAUUCUCGUGGGGAUCAACCGUUGACAGAGUCUGGGAUGAAAACGCCGUUGAAACAGGGUCCUACUGAGGCGAGGACAGGAACAGCAGGAUCAAGGGGUGAGACAGUUUUGACAACCCCAACGCAUCGUUUUGAAUACGGCAAUGAAAGUGUUGAGGGCGAGCAGCAAGAAGACGAUGAAAGUAUCUUGGACACGUCAGUCUCAGAUGAGAGUGAUGAUGGCCGUUUAUCCUUUCGAGAGAAUGGUGUGGUGACGACCGAGGCUUGUGCCCAAGGCGGAGCGGACUUUGUGCAGAGUUCUCCUAGCAUCGACGACUCGAAGAGGUUGAAGGUGGGGAGAACUCCCAAAACCGAUGGGCGAAGGCUUGCGCGUUACAUGGCUACACUCGGGGCGCGUUGGGAGGUCUACCGCAUUACCCAGGAGGAGAGUACCAGUAGGUUGGAAAUUGCCCUCGAGGAGAGCACACAACGAUCUCUUCUUAUUUCUUCCCUGUCAUGUAGUUUGGCGACGGUAUUGCAUCAAAGAGAAGUAGUUUUGGCUUCUUCUGCAUCCCCAAACGGUGGGAACGUCCACGGCAUGCACCAGAAUGCAACGCAGCGCCAGGGUGGCAUCGCAACGCAGAGAAGACGUGAGCGAUUUGAUGACUUGGACAUGCCUUCCCCACCGCGUAUCGAAAUUCCUGUCGGACUGUCUCCCAUUCAGCUGGCCCAGAGCCCCUCUGACUUUUUCUCACCAGAGAGGGGCAACGGCGGGCGCGGCGCUAAUCAGGAACGAAGUCGGCGAGCGGAGCGGAGUGCCACUGAAGUUGUGGACGAUGACUCGGACUUUUUCUCGCCCAACAACCGACGACAAAAAAGUAGGUGUGAGCACGAAAUGACCGCGUUGGCCUGCUCGGUGUUGGAAGCCCCGGAGUUCAUGGGGCGAGUAGUGAACGAGGUUUCGCGACAGUUGGCCGCGCAGAUACAGCAGACCGAUAUGUCGGGUGAAAAGCAUUUGUCAUCCUCUCAGUCCUUGCCAUCAGCGUUAGUCUUAACGGCACGUGAAGCCGUAAAUGCCAUUGCCGGAGCACACGACGAGGCUCUUUAUCACCAAUUAAGGGAGUAUCUUGCACACGAACAAAGGCAGAGCACGACCAAAGAGGAAAGUCUUUGGCAGCGUGUAACAGAGUACGAGGAAAUGUGGGAACGACGCACCGCCGCGGAGCGGCAAACAAAGGAAGAGGUGCUACAAGAACACCAAAGACUUCUUGCACUUGGAAGAGAGGAUGCGGAGUCAUGCAGCGAGAUACGCAGGGAGCUGCUAAAGCUUUGCGGGGAGGUGGUACGUGCCGUGGAAGGUAUGCCUGAUACUUUUUCCGCGUCACGAUUGAGUACGGAGUUGGAUGACCGGCAAACCAAUGGGACUGAUGCUGUUCGCGACGAAAAGGUGUUUCUCCGGUUGGAAACGUUAUCAGCCGCUGUCAGCAGUCUCUACUCGGACUUAGAAUCGUUGCGAAAAAGGUCGAAAGGUGAAUUGGCUCCACAUUCCGAAUGGUGCAAACAGACGGAGAGUCGUAUCGCAACUCUUCAAGAGAGCAUGAUGGAUGUGCAAGAGGCAGUCUCGAUUAUGGCCCGUAAGUCUCGUGCGGCGGAGGAACGCCUAGAUGCAUCCAAGGCAGAAAAGGAGGAGUUAAUCAAAUGGACAGAACGAAUACAGGGCCUGGAGCAACAGGUGGAGGCGCUUCCUUCCAUUUUCGCCACCGCAAUGUCCCCGUCACUGCCGCCGCCCAUUGAAACUACAGCGACAACAGGUAUCGAAAUGAACUUGAUGUCCGUGGAGGACGCCAUGAUUUGCGUUCAGAGGAAUAUUCUUUCUCGUCGAGCAAAGUUGGAAACAUCAACCGAUCCGUAUUUCAGAGCGCUGUCAGCGUUGUGCGCCACUUUACAACAGUUGAGUCAUUUGUACAACGUCGGCACUGGCACUUUUGGUGUAAGUCUGCGUCUCAUAUUUGCGAUGCCUCCCUUAUCCGUUCCAAGCUCCUUGGCAAGUGCGUGCCAGGCGUACCUCCGUGAACACUCCGCAGCAGAGUUGAAGGAGGCCAUGGAGGCUCUCAAUGUCACUCAACAGGUCGCAAAGGUUCUGUAUGACAGCUACUAUUGGAUACAAUCCCAUAUCCUAGUGGUGGAUGAUAAAGCUAUAGAAGCGUCUCUGCAAAAUAUGGAGGAUAACACUCUCUUGGCUGAAGGCGGGAAUUUCACAGAACGAGCUGAACCGUUGCCAAAGUUUGAUGUCGUGAGUUCAUUCCGCAAAGGGCAGCUGCGUUCUGCUACCACUGACGGCAAAUGCAGGACGGAGGCCUUAUCGCGAUCAAAAGAGGCUUCUUUUCCUCAAGAACCGAAGAUUGCCACUACUAAUUUGACCGUGACGCAGAAAGAACCCUCUGAAAAGGCAAUGCCUUUACCUUCAUCGCAGAAUAAUAGUUGCCCUGAGUCGAAAUCUGGUGAAGAGGAUGAAAAUCACCAACAGGAACGUCCGACGGGUGAAUUGACGUCUCCUACUGCCUUGGAGUCACUGGCGAUGGCAUCCCCUUUGAAAACAAUGGACGCUCAUUGCGGUGUUAUGCAUCAUUACCAUCACCAUUUCAACUGCAGCAGAGAAGAAGGGCAUAAUUUCGCACCACAGUUCCUUAGAGAAAAAGAAAAGGAAAGGACGUUUUCUCCGAAGCCCCACGCCUCUCAAUGCUCCGAGACGCAGUGGGAUGCACGUGAAACACGUUGGGGGAAUGCGGCACAACAAAUCGGGGCAUUGUACCAUGAUGAGAGCAAUUUUGCUGAGCAGACGACCCCAUUGCCUGUUUCCUCUCUGAACCGCUCUCACAUCGAUGUUGAGAAAGGAAUUGGGCGUAUGGGGGAACGGAUGGCUCAGAAUGGAUACACGUCUUUGGAUUUACCACCAACCCCCUCUGUGGUGAAUGAGUGUCUUACACUUCCCACUGCAGUCUCUUCUUUCGUUGAUCCACAGCAAGCGACACACACCUCUGGACGUGGAUCACUUCCUUUCAAGGAUCUGCAACCCUUUUAUACCGCCGUCACACGGCCACGGCCAAAUUCACACUCUAAUUUUGAUAAAAAUAAUAGUGACGGUUCUGCACAUGAGAGGGCUACUCGUUUUGUUUCUCGUUUGGUGGGCGAUGAAAAAGAUAAAGGGACACGACAUUCGCUUCAUCGCCACCAAAAUCUGCAUCUCAACCUCCAAAAAAAGUUCUGA
Trypanosoma cruzi is the source of this 3603-nucleotide messenger RNA. RefSeq lists its product as uncharacterized. The transcript has a single exon. NCBI's taxonomy places the organism in Eukaryota, Euglenozoa, Kinetoplastea, Trypanosomatida, Trypanosomatidae. The record is from RefSeq and is a predicted model, not a curated record. Bases 1 to 3603 code for a protein of 1200 amino acids.